GUUGCCUCGCGGAACCGCCCUCUAGAACCUCAAGAACGCGUUGAGAUGCGGGGCGAUUCAGAUCCCCACAUUCCAACUGCGUCCCGAGAAAGGGCACUUGCGAGAGUUGGAGAAAGAUCGAGAAAGCUAAUACGGAUUUAGGCGUCGUUCCGCGAGGGGUCGGUAUAAAAGAGAGGCGUGGGCGAAAAAACUUGCAAAUUACAUUUGCCUAGACUUAUGCAACACUUCAUACACUUUCUGCUCAGCUAACUUUUCUCAUCAUGGGUAGGAGGCAUUGCAACCCGCUUACAAACCCGCUGGACUAUGCUUCACUGCAACUGCGUACAGGGCCCCCGGCAACCUACGCGGCCGCCCAACGCAACCUUGUCAGCUAUGACUACGUGAUCGUCGGUGCCGGUGCGGCAGGCUGUGUCCUGGCCAGCAAACUCUCCGAGGACAAGGAUGUCUCGGUGCUGAUCCUUGAAGCCGGCAGCGACAAUACCAAGGUCUUCGAAACGAAGGUACCUAUCAUGUUUUCGAAACUGUUCCAUACCGAGCAUGAUUGGGACUACUACACAGUCGAGCAGCCCGGGCUCGCUAACCGUCAGCUGUACUGGCCCCGGGGGAAGAUCCUUGGGGGUUCGACCUCCCUUAACGCUAUGAUGUACCAUCACUGCUCUAAAUCCGACUUUGACGAAUGGGCCUCCACCCAUGGCUGUGCGGGAUGGGACUAUAACCAGCUGGCUCCUUUCUUCCGGGACAUGGAGCGGUUUACCCCCCAUCCUGGGGUUCCCGCCAUCGAUCCUCAGCACCGCGGCACCUUAGGGCAAUGGCAGACUGGUUAUUCGUGGUUAUCCGAGAUUGUCGAAAAUGGAUUCCUUCCUGCCUGUCACGAUGCCCAUAUCCCUACUAUCGCGGACGUAAAUACCCCUCAGGGUAGUCUAGGAGUGACAAGAUUCCAGACCUUCAUCGAUCCUACGGGGCAGCGCUCAUCGUUAGCUACCGCCUUCCUUACGCCGGAGGUGCUAGCGCGGCCGAAUCUUUAUGUCGCAUGCAACUCUCGUGUGACCCGUGUUCUUUUUGAUCUGAUUACAACCAAGCAGCCGACGGCGAUCGGGGUCGAGUUCAAGACCAGCCGCGAGGGGGAGCGCUUCCAGGUCCACGCGCGACAGGAGGUCCUCCUGUGUGGCGGAGCGGUUAACACGCCGCAGACGCUUUUAUUAAGCGGUAUCGGCCCGGCUGACGAGCUAAAGGCCCAUAACAUCCCCGUUAUCCAAGAGAUUAACGCGGUCGGUCGGAAUCUCAAAGAUCAUCUCUGCACGACGCCUCUCAUUUGCAAAGCCAAGGCUGGCAAUUCCCUUGACUACUUAGGGAAUAAUAUUAAGGCUAUUCCGGCGUUAGCGCGAUGGCUACUCACAGGCGGUGGACCUCUAUCUAGCAACGUCGGAGAGGCCGCUGCAUUCAUCCGGUCUACGGACUAUCGCUUCCCUUUAAGCGUGGAAACUCCCAAUGACUAUACAUCCAGUAGUUCCGCGCCAGAUAUUGAGAUCAUCAGCGCCCCCCUUGCCUUUAUCCAUCAUGGUGAGGAGAAGGCAGUCGAUGAUAGCAGUGUCUUUACUAUCAUCCCGAUUGGCCUUCGCCCGCAGAGUCACGGCACAGUCACCCUAAAGAGUAGAAAUGCAUUCGAUGCGCCGGUUAUCGAUCCGAAAUACCUCAGUGACGAGUAUGGCAACGACAGAAAUGUUCUCCUGGUCGGCCUUCGUGUGUGUCUCAAGAUCAUCAACAGCCCGGCACUCAAGAAAUACUUGGAAGCAGUCCCCGUGGACGAUGAUCCGAGCUCAUACUGGUGGCCCUACUCGAGCAGCAAUGUUGACAAUAUCACUGACGAGCAGCUCCUGCAGUUCAUGGAUGAGAAGGCCUUCACUCUGUACCACCCUGUCGGCUCGGCGCGCAUGGGCCCGUCGCCCGCCACGAGUGUCGUCGACCUUGAAUGCCGAGUCCAUGGUGUUAAGGGUCUCCGCGUGAUGGAUGCCAGUGUGUUCCCAGAACAGAUCAGCGGACAUCCAACGGCACCUAUUGCUGCUAUGGCUGCCAAGUUGAGUGAGAUGAUCAAAGAACACAGUGUCGUGGCUACCCCUCGAUCUGCAAAUUUAUGACAGUAGAACAGUUAAAUAGCGACUUUUAUUUUCGUAUGGAAUUUUAUCUUAAACUGUG
This is a messenger RNA of Penicillium brasilianum, 2193 nucleotides long. The record is from the annotation of a GenBank genome assembly. Lineage: Eukaryota; Fungi; Ascomycota; Eurotiomycetes; Eurotiales; Aspergillaceae.